GUCCAUGCUCUCAGGCGUCUAAUCGAACCACAGCUCCAGCGGUGCAGCCUGAACCUGCUUCACCAUCGUCGUCGAUGUCGACCGCAUGUCUCGAGGGACUGCGACGGUCUCUGGUAUCCUCUAUGUCCUGCUUGUUCUAGUUACUACAUUCUUUGUUGGACUGUCGUGUGCGGCGCUACUGUCGCAGGCCGUACGGACAUCCCCCAAUCGGUCUUGGAUUCGCAACGUAAAUGCAGUGGUUAUAGGAGCAGCGUAUGCUGUUGUCGCAGCGGCUUCCGUAUUCUUCUGCUUGAAGCGCAGAAUUGCCGUACAUAGACGACUUCAGAGGAUUGCCAAGUCAUACCAGACUCCUGGUAAGGCUGAAUUCCCAAAGACUGUAUACCGUUACAUACAACAAGAGUAUGCUCGUGCUUGCUUGAUCGCGUAUGAAGCACAGCCGAAGGAUGGUUUUCAAGAGGGAUGGGGCAGGCCAGGAACCAAGUACGAGAACGUUCGAUUCCGUACAGAACUUCUGAAUACUAUACGAGAGAUCGAUGAACUAGCGCAUCUCGUUAUACCCAGUCAUCCUCUCCUCCGCCCUCAUAGCCGCAUGUUGCACCAUUUUCGGUGGUUAUCACCUCUCUUGGAGAAGGACGAGGACGGCAUCACCCCUCUGCAUUAUUACGACUCUGUGAUACAACUAGCAAGACAUGCAUCCCGAGAGCCCACGGAGGAAGAGUUCAUUGUUGGUAUGGACUCUGCUAUUGAGAUACUCAGAAUGCUGAAUGAUUGCCGGCUGGAGAUGUUAGAAGGUCUUGAGACAGAGUCUACUGGAUCGAUGUUCACUGGGACGGAUAUCAAGGCCUCGUAAUUGAAGCAAACGGGCAUGGACGGCGAGUCGGAGAUCACUGUUCUUGUGCUUGUCGUCUUAGGCUCUCAGUGAAUCCGAACCCGCCAUUGUGAAAUACCGACCAUUAUCCAGCGCUGUCAUUAUAUAUUCUUCUGUAUAUAUGUGCGACCAUAUGUGCGACC
This is a messenger RNA of Somion occarium, 1011 nucleotides long. The record is from the annotation of a GenBank genome assembly. NCBI's taxonomy places the organism in Eukaryota, Fungi, Basidiomycota, Agaricomycetes, Polyporales, Cerrenaceae.